AUGGAAAAUGGAGCAGAAAAUGAUGUUCGUCUCACGUUACGUAUUUACGUGGAACCGAUAAAGAUUGAACUGGACCAGGAAGGUGCCAUUUUAAUUACAACUCUUCAGUCCGCUCUCCCUGGCGCAUUUGGUCUCUACUUUUAUGAUGGCGAUUGCAGAUCAUCGUUAAGAUUCGACGGUAAAAAAUUUUUACCACCGGGUGAUGGUUGGAAAGAUCAGAAAUAUUAUGCUUUACUUGGAUGCCGACCGUUCGACUACCCAUUUGGGAGUUAUGCAAAUGCGGCGAAGCAGUUUGAACGUUCAGUAAAUACCGUCCAACGUCUACUAGCCAAUCGUAAAUUAUUUGAUAAUGGUUUCGUAGAAAGAGAUAUUGUAAGUAUUGGAAAAACAACUGAUCAACGAAGAGCCACUGUCAGUCAUGAUAAAAUUGAAAAUAUGCAAAGGCUAUUGACUGCCACUACGAAACAUACUACUUUGGGAAGAGAUGGAAUAACGGGUGAUGAACAGACACCAUUGGAACAGCAGUUCGUUGAAUUGGCGAGAAUUUCAACAGCUAAAGAUUCAAUCAUUGCACAGCAACGCGCUGAUAUUAAAGUCGUUAACGAUAAGUUGGAACAAAAGGAAAGAUCAGUGAAACGUUUGCAAGAUGAUUUGUCGAAACUAAUGGAAAGCUGUCGCGCAAAGGAUAAAGAAUUGGCUUUUUUACGUGGUUUAAAUCAAGAUCAGAAAUUCAUGUGCGAAAAGGUUAAUGAACUUAAAAGCAGACUGAUGGAUCGCGAAAAUAUUAUUACUGCUCAAAAGAAGGAAAUCGAGUUUCUUGUUAGAAAGAUGGCCACAUUAAAUAUCGAACAGCUUCCAUCGAAAGAGACGUCUAAUCUGGGUACGGCUUCGGAACCGGUUAACGGAAUGGCUAUUGGAGCACAUGAAUCAUCAGUUGGAGGUGACAUAGAUCAAAAUGAUGAGGAAACAAAGCACUUGACCAAUAAUGAAUUGGCGAAUGCGUUGGCUCAUACAAAGGCUCGAAAUGAACAAUUGGAGAAUCAAGUGAAUGUUGCAGACGAAAAAUAUCAACAAUUGAAUGAAGUUUACAUUGCUGUAGUGGCCGAAAAUACAAAAUUGAUGACUGAAUUAGCACAGUUAGAGCGCGAAACAUCGACAAAUAUUAAUAUUAAGAAUGAAUCACUUAGCACUACAGAUGUUGCAAACGAUGAAAGCAAGUGGAACUCUGAGCAUUUGUUCGCAUUAAAGCAAGAUUUGGCUGUAAGCGAAAAACGUGUUGCGAAAUUGACACGUAUGAUACACGCAUUGACGGAAUCAAGCAGUAAUGAGCUCAGGUCAAUAACGCAAGAUGAUUUGUUUAAUCCUCUUUAA
Messenger RNA from Acanthocheilonema viteae, 1371 nucleotides. Lineage: Eukaryota; Metazoa; Nematoda; Chromadorea; Rhabditida; Onchocercidae. The record is from the annotation of a GenBank genome assembly.